UCGACGCGCUACUGUAUCUCUUGUAACCCUGCGGUACACGUGCGUGCGCCAGGUCGUCGCUGCGGUAGCAUGGACGCUUUGGAUCGAGUUGUAAAGCCCAAAACAAAAAGAGCCAAGAGAUUCCUUGAGAAAAGAGAACCGAAACUCAGUGAAAAUAUUAAAAAUGCUAUGCUGAUUAAAGGGGGCAAUGCAAGUUCAACAGUGACACAAGUACUUAGAGAUGUGUAUGCACUGAAGAAACCAUAUGGAGUUCUGUAUAAAAAGAAAAAUAUUACAAGACCAUUUGAGGAUCAGACAUCAUUGGAAUUUUUUUCAAAGAAGUCAGAUUGUUCUUUAUUCAUGUUUGGCUCCCAUAAUAAGAAGCGGCCAAAUAAUCUAGUAAUAGGUCGUUUGUAUGACUACCAUGUGCUGGAUAUGAUCGAACUAGGUAUCGAGAAGUUUGUCUCCCUUAAAGAUAUUAAGAAUAGUAAAUGUCCGGAGGGAACAAAACCCAUGUUAAUAUUCGCAGGUGAUGAUUUUGAUGUAACAGAAGACUACAGAAGGCUAAAAAGCCUUUUUAUUGAUUUCUUCAGAGGCCCCACAGUAUCAAACGUCCGCCUGGCUGGUUUAGAGUAUGUUCUGCACUUCACUGCACUGAAUGGGAAGAUUUACUUUCGAAGCUAUAAGUUGCUGUUGAAGAAAUCUGGCUGCAGAACACCUCGGAUUGAAUUGGAAGAGAUGGGACCCUCAUUGGAUCUGGUUCUGAGGAGGACACACCUAGCAUCAGAUGACCUUUAUAAGUUAUCUAUGAAAAUGCCCAAAGCCCUCAAGCCAAAGAAGAAGAAAAAUGUCUCUCAUGAUACUUUUGGUACAACUUAUGGAAGAAUUCAUAUGCAGAAGCAAGACCUAAGCAAACUACAAACCAGGAAAAUGAAGGGGUUGAAGAAGCGACCUGCAGAAAGGAAAGCAGAAGACCAGGAGAAAAAAUCAAAGAGAAUUAAAAAGGAUUGAUGGAAUAUAGCCAAUAACUGCAUUUUUAUUGUAGUCUUUACUUAGAAUUAUCAAGCAUCAAUUAUUUCAGAGUUUCUUGUAAGGUUUUAUUGUAUAUUUUUAUAACUUGAUAAUUUACCUAAAUUAUAUAUUAUAUACAUUGUGAACAGUAACAUACUAGUAUUAGGUUGAAAGUUAGGCUCUUACUGGAGACAUUACACCCUGGUAUGCCGUUUUCUCUCUGUGAUGUGACAUUUCCCUCUGCCUACCCCCUACAAAGUCUCCUAUCUCAUUGGGUGGGUGAGUGAGGAGGGAUCUCCAGAACAAUCAUUGGUAUUUUAGAGAAUUUUGGGUUAAGCUUUAGAUAAAGGGAGGAAGUUAUGGAAAGUAGAAAUGGUCCAAAGUAACUGUGUACGUGCUCAGCAUGAGCUACCUGGAAAGUUGACCCCAUCUCCCAGCAUAUACAUACAACCUGACUUUUAUUUUUUUACUUUCCUGUUGUUUUACCUGAAAUUCUACCAGUUAGAGAUUAAUUUUGAGAUUUUAAGCUCUGUGUCUUAAAACAGAUCUCUGAGAUGUCCACUACCUGAUCAUUGACAUGCUACCUUACUAUUGAUUAUUUUAAGAGAUUCUGCUACUAAAUGGAGCCCUAUUCCUCUUCUUUGGGAGAAAGGAAGUUUUGAUAAGGGUUGAAGUGAGAAAGGAGAGAUUAGAUAAGUUAAGACACACGACAUUUUAGGGUAUUGGGUAGCUGUAGGUAGCUAAAGGUCACAUGAAGGCCCUGGGUGUUUGCAUACAGAGUAGGAGUAAGCCAAAGCCAAACAGCUUAUUUUGAAAUUUUCUUGAAGACUGGCCCUGUGCCUAGGAAAAUGGGGGAAAGCUUUCUGCUUCCUACUCCUAGUACUGCAAACUUGUUUUCCCUAAAUGUACAAUUUAGUUUCCUUGACAGUCCCUGGCAAAGAGGCUCCUUUAUACAAGCACAAGCCAAUUAUGCUGUAAAAGUACAAACAUACAUAAACCAUGAUGUGUUAUGUAAAGUAGAAAUGCUUUUGUUUUCAAUUCCAUGUCAAGGAACUCCUCCAUGUCUAUGUGUGCAUGCAUUUAUGUGAGUUUACUAAAAGCUAGAACCUCAAUUUUACUUUUUUUAUCCUUUCCCUUCUCUUGUAAACCCAUUCCUUAGCCUUCCUUCUCCCCAGCCCUUUCCUGGCUAAUAGUCUCUUAAAAAGGAGGGAGCUGGUAUCACUCAUUUACACUUGUUACUUGAUUAUACAUUUAACCAAAGACUACACGGUUUUAGAUCGGAAGUAGGCAUUUGCAUUAUAUGUCUAAAUGGGGAGAGAGGGCUAAAUUAAAAUGAUUCAUAUCCUGCUAUCUGCAAGUAGAUGGACAAUGGACAAUAGUUGGGGAGAAGGGGCGUCAUGAAAGGGGCAUCAGAAAUGAUGGAUGCAGGACUUCUCUGGUGGCGCAAUGGUUAAGAAUCCACCUGCCAAUGCAGGGGACACGGGUUCGAGCCCUGGUCUGGGAAGAUCCCACAUGCCGCGGAGCAACUAAGCCCAUGCGCCACAACUACUGAGCCUGCUCUCUAGAGCGCGUGAGCCACAAGUACUGAAGCCCACGCACCUUGAGCCUGUGCUCCGCAACAGGAGAAGCCACUGCAACGAGAAGCCCACACAGUGCAACGAAGAGUAGUCCCCACUCGCCACAGGUAGAGAAAGCCCAUGCGCAGCAACAAAGAUCCAACGCAGACAAAAAAAAAAGAAAUGAUGGAUGUACAGCCCUUACCCAAUGUGUGACCCCUGGCUGGUCCAGCUAACAAUAAUGAAGGUAGGCAGAUUCAGGAGGCAGAGCCAUGGGUCCUUUUCACCAGCCACUUACAGGAAGGACCCUGCCACACUGUAUGGCUGUUAGCAUAACUGAUGCCAUCUUGGGCCUGUUCAGUUCCUCCCGUCCUUCAACUGACCCUACCUAGGGCUGUACUGUGUAGUAAAUCUCUGUUGUCAGGGGCUUUGUAGUUAAUAGAUGUUGUUUAAUGACCAUUAGGUCCAGGUGGCCCCUGUGCUGUUAGUCUCCAAACAAUAAUGAAGAGCUUCGCUGACGUAUUCCCGGCGCCCAUGAGACUAGUUACCCGUUCAUAAAUCUGGACUUUGGAAUUCACUUCCUGUUUCCAAGCACGUACCCGCCUACCCUAGGUUAACUAUAAAAUUCUCCCAGUGGCAGUUAUGAAUGCUUCUGGAUGUCAUCCACCCUAUCCCACCCUGUGAGUAAACUACCUUAUAAUAAGCUGAUCCACUGAUUAUAUGGAGUGGCCUGCCUCAUUUUUCGGUUUCAAGAUACUGUCUCAGUUUGGUGGGCAUCUUUCGUUCCCUUUGUAUUUUUCCUAUUUUUUAAGAUGCUAAUACUAAUACCAAGCUGUAUAUGAUUUCAUGAAAUCUGAUUCCUUUUAAUAACAAAUGCUGCUAUUUGUUUUCUUGGUAUUGAACAUAAUCCAA
Molecule: messenger RNA, 3458 nt
Organism: Eubalaena glacialis (North Atlantic right whale)
Lineage: Eukaryota; Metazoa; Chordata; Mammalia; Artiodactyla; Balaenidae
Gene: RPF2
Product: ribosome production factor 2 homolog
Exons: 10
Coding region: 70-990 (306 amino acids)
Biological process (GO): maturation of LSU-rRNA from tricistronic rRNA transcript (SSU-rRNA, 5.8S rRNA, LSU-rRNA); ribosomal large subunit assembly
Cellular component (GO): nucleolus
Molecular function (GO): rRNA binding
Source: RefSeq, a predicted model, not a curated record